AUGGCCACUAAACCCGCCUCGAAAUGGGCCACCGAUGAUGACGAGGAAACUGCCGCAGCUCUCGCGUUACGAAAGAAAGAGAAAGAGGAAAAGAAAAAACUCAAGGAAGAAAGGGCUCGCAAAUCCGCAGCUGCCGCCACCGCCGCCACCGCAACCUUCGCAUCGACGACCUCCCAAACUGCCGCUGAAGACCGUGAACCUCCAGCUAAGCGGCAGAGAAUAUCUCCGGUGCCAGAGAAUGGAAUGACUGUAGAAGAAGGCCUCAACUUGCUACAAUUCCCCAGCCGGCAAUUCGGUCCUUCUGGCCAUGUCGACCAAUACGAACUUCUCAACGACAUAGAAGAAGGCUCUUAUGGGUUCGUUUCACGAGCGAAAGCGAAGUCCUCCGGCGAAAUCGUGGCACUGAAACGAUUGAAGAUGGAUUACGCAAAUGAUGGAUUUCCCGUCACGGGACUUCGAGAAAUCCAAACCCUCAUGGCUUGUCGUCACACCAAUGUGGUUAAACUGCUGGAGGUCGUAAUGGGAGAUAGCUUGAGAGAUGUCUAUCUCGUUAUGGAGUUCCUCGAGCACGAUCUCAAGACGCUUCUCGAAGACAUGGCGGAGCCGUUUCUACCCUCAGAGAUCAAAUCGCUCAUGCUGCAGAUCGUGUCCGGGACGCAAUAUCUUCACUCCAAUUGGAUUAUGCAUCGGGAUCUGAAAACAUCCAAUCUCCUUCUCAACAACCGGGGAGAGAUCAAAUUAGCGGAUUUCGGCAUGGCAAGAUACACGGGGAACCCUCCGCCCAAGCUCACCCAACUCGUGGUGACACUGUGGUACCGAGCCCCGGAACUUCUUCUCGGCGCUGAAGAGUACGGUUUCGAGAUUGACGUUUGGAGCCUGGGCUGUAUAUUCGCGGAACUCCUUAUCAAAGAACCCAUUUUCCAGGGAAAGAAUGAAGUCGAUCAACUAUCCAAGAUCUUUGCAGCACUGGGAACCCCAACGCAAGAGACAUGGCCGGGCAUCAGAUCUCUCCCGAAUGCAAAAGCCGUCUAUCCAGUUCUAUCGAAAGUUCCGGCUCAGCCGUCCCUCACGACCUCCAAAUUUCCCUACCUCACCAACUCGGGUCUCCGUCUGCUCUCCUCCCUGCUCUCUAUGUAUCCCGCCGACCGACCCUCAGCGAGCGGAAUCCUUACGCACACAUACUUCAAAGAAGACCCACGACCGAAAGCCAAAGAAAUGUUCCCAACGUUCCCGAGUAAAGCGGGCCAAGAGAAGCGACGACGCAGAGCUACUCCACAAGCACCUCUACGCGGUGACGCGCCGAAACUUGACGAGCGUGAGUUCGCGGGUCUCUUCACCGGAAGAGCCGAUGAGGAACAAGGCGCCGGUUUCUCAUUAAGGCUCGGAUAA
Rhinocladiella mackenziei CBS 650.93 is the source of this 1389-nucleotide messenger RNA. RefSeq lists its product as uncharacterized. Gene Ontology annotation, cellular component: nucleus. Lineage: Eukaryota; Fungi; Ascomycota; Eurotiomycetes; Chaetothyriales; Herpotrichiellaceae. Gene Ontology annotation, biological process: regulation of mitotic cell cycle; protein phosphorylation. The transcript has 2 exons. The record is from RefSeq and is a predicted model, not a curated record. Bases 1 to 1389 code for a protein of 462 amino acids. Gene Ontology annotation, molecular function: ATP binding; cyclin-dependent protein serine/threonine kinase activity.